UUUCCGAGUUUCACAAGAGCACGUGAACACGCCGCAGCUCUGGGUCUUCACGGUGGUCAGGUGACCCAACACCAGGCAGGCCAGUCUCUGCUUUUUCGUCGUUGUGGCUCCAAUGUCGGAGGUGUUUGUCCCUGGAAGAAAUGGACUCUGGCAAUGCACGAAUUUGAUCGUUCGGAGAUCCGAUCCGUUGAGUCUGUGAAUGGCGCCAAAACAGGACCCUAAACCUAAAUUUCAAGAAGGUGAAAGAGUCCUGUGCUUUCAUGGGCCAUUGCUCUAUGAGGCAAAGUGUGUAAAGAUUAACAUCAAGGAUAAGCAGAUAAAAUACUUCAUUCAUUACAGCGGAUGGAACAAAAACUGGGAUGAAUGGGUUCCUGAAAGCAGAGUUCUCAAAUAUGUGGACAGCAACCUUACGAAACAAAAAGAGCUUCAAAAGGCCAAUCAGGACCAUUAUGUUGAGGGAAAGAUGAGGGGUUUAGCGCCAAGCAAGAAGAUCGCUGCUGUGCAGCAGAAAAAUGUUGAUCUGAAAGUGAAAAAGGCAAAACAGAAGAUCCCAGGGCCAGGUGAAGGUACCAGCAGUGGAGAAAUGCCCCAGGGACCACGGAAGAAGAGGGCUCGGGUUGAUCCCACUGUGGAGAGUGAGGAGAUGUUCACCAACCGUGUGGAAGUGAAGGUGAAGAUCCCUGAGGAGCUGAAGCCCUGGCUGGUGGAUGACUGGGACCUCAUCACUCGGCAGAAACAGUUAUUUCAUCUGCCUGCUAAGAAGAAUGUAGAGACUGUCUUGGAGGACUAUGCAAACUAUAAGAAAUCAAAAGGAAACUCAGACAAUAAGGAGUAUGCAGUAAACGAGGUGGUGGCAGGCAUUCGGGAGUACUUCAACGUCAUGCUGGGCACACAGCUGCUUUACAAGUUCGAGAGGCCGCAGUAUGCUGAGAUCCUGGCUGAACACCCAGACAUGCCAAUGUCGCAGGUUUACGGAGCUCCGCACUUGCUGCGCCUUUUUGUUCGUAUUGGAGCCAUGCUGGCAUAUACUCCACUGGAUGAGAAGAGUCUGGCUUUGCUGCUCAGUUACCUUCAAGAUUUCCUGAAGUACCUGGUAAAGAAUUCAUCCACCCUCUUCAGUGCCAGUGACUAUGAGGUGGCACCACCAGAGUACCACCGCAAGGCUGUGUGAGCUCUCAGCACAGCGCACAUCUACCAAGGCAUGCCAUCCCCUUCUCCCAGACCCCAUUAAAAUUAAGCAUUACUACCCUUUUGAGUGCAGACCUGGAUGAGAUUUUUUCAGUUGAACUGAUAGCGCUUCCUCCACAAAGGACUCAGAGCUUGUCACAAUUAAAAGUCAAAAAAUGAUGACAAAACA
This is a messenger RNA of Monopterus albus (swamp eel), 1357 nucleotides long. Its product is annotated as mortality factor 4-like protein 1. NCBI's taxonomy places the organism in Eukaryota, Metazoa, Chordata, Actinopteri, Synbranchiformes, Synbranchidae. Gene Ontology annotation, biological process: chromatin organization; regulation of DNA-templated transcription. The transcript has 12 exons. The record is from RefSeq and is a predicted model, not a curated record. Bases 200 to 1171 code for a protein of 323 amino acids. Gene Ontology annotation, cellular component: nucleus; NuA4 histone acetyltransferase complex.